This is a messenger RNA of Lodderomyces elongisporus, 2514 nucleotides long. It is a transcript of the gene HRD3, whose product is annotated as ubiquitin ligase complex subunit. Gene Ontology annotation, biological process: ERAD pathway. The coding region runs from base 1 to 2514 and encodes 837 amino acids. The transcript has a single exon. Gene Ontology annotation, molecular function: protein binding. The record is from RefSeq and is a predicted model, not a curated record. Lineage: Eukaryota; Fungi; Ascomycota; Pichiomycetes; Serinales; Debaryomycetaceae. Gene Ontology annotation, cellular component: endoplasmic reticulum membrane.
AUGAAGUGCAAAUGGGUUUCUCUCGCAGUAUUGAGUGGCCUUAUUUAUACAGUCAAGGUAGUACAUGCAUCUGCAAAUGCAUUCGAUCCAAAAGAUACAGGCGAAAUAGAAUAUAAUGAAGCUAAACGAAUAUUGGGGGGACUUGAGGAAACAUCCUCUGGUGCAAACAAAAAUAAUGGAAUUAGAAUCGGCGAAUAUGGUCUUGAGAUUCCACAGUUCAACCCAUUGACUUCAAACUACGAAACAGAACAAGUUUAUAAUGUGACCCAUCUGGAACUUGCCGAAGCAAUCUCAUUGCUUGAAAAAGCAGCACUGCGAAAUAGUGUUGAUGCACUACGAACACUUGGUGAUUUGAAUAUAUUUGGCAACUUUUCACAUCCAACAAAUUAUCAAUUGGCGAAAAAGUACUAUGAAAAAGCUAUUCAAGUAGCGCCUGAUGGACAUGCAUAUUUUAUGCUUGGUUUUAUCUAUUCAACUGGAUUGUUUGGUGAGUUUGAAGUAAAUCAGCACAAGGCCAACUUGUAUUAUCAAUUUGCAAUGGAGAAUGGAGAUACAAAUGCAUUACUUGUAUUGGCUUAUCGACAUUUGAAAGGCAUUGAAGUUCCCGCCAAUUGUGAAAUGGCACUACCUUUGUAUGCGAAAUUAGCCAAUAUGGGUAUCGAAUGGGUGCAAAACCGGUUUUUGCGAGGUGUGGAUUACAACAUUCGGAUAUCAGAUUUUAACGGCGGUUUGUUUGGAGAGAAAUUAAGUGAGACGUCAUCUUCCAUAGAAAUCAGAUCAAAAUUAUUUGCCGAUUUGAAGCAAACUUUCGAAGAGCAUAAAUUUAAUGCUGAUGAACAUGAGUACGUUACACUCUAUUACACAGGAAUGGAGCAUUUAAAAGGAGAUUAUUUUGAAGAUCGAAAUCUUACAAGGGCCUUUCAUGAAUUUCAAAAAUGUGUCGAAUUGGGAGACGAGAUUUAUGGCGCAAACGACUACAGAAACAUGGAGCCAAUUGAUCGAAUAUAUCUUAGUUCUUGUCAGCUAAAUUUGGGUAGAAUGUACCUACACGGACUUUCUGUUCCACGAGAUGUUUAUCAAGCAGAAAAGUUUUUUAACUUGUCUACACUAAUCCAAGGCAACGCUGAUGCAUACAAUGACUUGGGAGUAAUUGAGGAAAAUGGCUAUCUCCGAGAAUCAAACAUUUCACGCGCUAUCGAAUAUUAUGCUGCUGCUAUCAAUAAGAAAUCACCUGAAGCUAAUAAGAAUUUGGCUAAGCUAUUGAUGAAGGUAUAUGGCGAAAACCCAGCGUCGGAUGAUCAAAAACGCGAGAUUUACAAGUACAUGAAGGAUGCUACUUAUUUGGGUAAUACACAGGCACUCUACUACAUGGGCCAAUUUAUGGAGACUGGAUUAGCAGCAGCCGUUGACCCAGACCUGAAAAUAUCUUGCUCAAGAAUGGUCAAAUAUUAUGCCGAGUUUGUAAGACGGUUGUCGGCAUUUUAUGCUCCGCAUCUCAAGUAUAGCUUUGAGCAGUUGGUGUGUGGGCAAUACAAGAAUGCCCUUGUUGGUUAUCUGAUUGCUGCUGAGCAAGGUUUUGAGCCUGCGCAAGUUUCAGCUGCAUAUUUGCUAUAUCAACUACAACCGUUGUCGAAUGCUAAAAAGCAGUUCACGACUGAUCGGGUUCGCACUGCCGUGAAGUAUUUGGAUAGAGCUUCAAAACAGGGCAAUGUUGACGCUACAAUAUUAAUUGGAGAUAUACUUGCUGGUGUUGAUUCGAAGGCACAUGCAGAAAUAGAUAAAGAAAGAUCAUUUAAUUACUAUAAACUAGCGGCAGAUAGACACUCAUCACAUGGAGCUUACAAGUUGGGAGAAAUGUAUGAGAAUGGCCUUGUACCUGGUGACAAUACCACAGACUACUAUCUUGCCAAACGUUACUACGACCAAAGCCUUCAACUUCGUGAAAAAAUGGACCUUGAAAGACAUCUAUCUGGAUCAAAAAUAUCCCUUAGCAAAGCACAUAUAAACUGGGCUUUACUUCGGUUAAGGUUCAAGUACUUAUUCAACCGAAAGGCAUUCAAGACACAUGACAAUGGUACGAGUAAAGAUGGGUGGUUAAGUGCUUUUAAGAAGAUUGGCAGAAAAUCAUCAAACGAUAUUCUCGACCACGGAGGGGAGCGUGGACAACAUCAACAUCAACAACAGCAACAACAACAACAACGACAACAAGACUCGAUGUCACGAGCAGAUGCACAACACAUGGGCGGUGCCCGUGAUGGUGAGCACGAUUACGUGGAAAAUUAUGAUAUCGGCGAUUACUUGGUGAUUGUAUUGACGUUUGCAUUUUUUUCAUUCUUUUUUAUACGAAAUAUGUUUGGGCAUUGGCAACAGAUGCGCAACGGCCAAGUGCCCAUAGAUCAAAAUAGAAAUAGACAAGACGGUGGACAAGACGGUGGACAGGAUGGAUUCAAUUGGAACGGUAAUCAAAUAGCAUUUAGAAGAGGUAACUUUGAAGUACAGUUCUUUGCCCUAUAA